Messenger RNA from Recurvomyces mirabilis, 2121 nucleotides. RefSeq lists its product as uncharacterized. Lineage: Eukaryota; Fungi; Ascomycota; Dothideomycetes; Mycosphaerellales; Teratosphaeriaceae. Bases 1 to 2121 code for a protein of 706 amino acids. The record is from RefSeq and is a predicted model, not a curated record. Gene Ontology annotation, cellular component: nucleus. The transcript has a single exon.
AUGCCACGCUCUACUCGCGCCAAGCAGUCUAGGCUGGAGUUCACACCAUUGCCAUCCUCUUCUCCCGCAGCCGAAGGUUACCACAAGCAGAUACAAGACCGAGCUGCUGCCGUAGGAUACAUCGAGUCAGGUAGUAGUUCAGCGAAGAGGCGCAAGGUUCACAAUGACGAUGGUCUCAGCAAGGUGCAGCCUGGAGCAAACGGAGACAUGCCCACACCUGCUGCGACAAUGGACCUCGCGCGAGAGCGCACCAUCAGUGGAGACGGAGACGGAGAGUCGAUUGAGUCUUCUGGUAGGCAAGCAAGCAGACAAAGCGCAAGGACGCGUCGUGCUAGGCAGCAGCAACUGGAUUUUACACGCUCACGGGACGCCGACAGCUUCGACUCCUCCGUGCGGCUUCACUCGUCGCCGAGACCAUCAUCGUCGAAAGCAGGCAUGUUUGGGUCAAAGCGGAAUAAGAUCAAGAAGAAGUAUCGGCCAGUGGCGGAUAUCUUAAGCGACAAGCAAGAGGAUGGUUCAGGCGAUGAGGUACCGUCGACGAGUGAGCUGAGGAACAAGGCAGGAGCGAAGCAGCUUGAUGGAGCAGCGGAUGAGAGUGAGGAUCAGGACGAUGCACCAGUGAGGCACAUGCGGUCCUCGCAAAGGCCUGUCGUGGUUGAGUCUGACGACGAAGAAGCCAUAAUCGUGGGUGGUAAUCGGGCAGGAGCCGUAGAGCCUUCAGACCACUCCGACGACGAAGAUAUGCCAACUACACGGGGCAAGCAGUCACGGAGGAAGCGAAAUCAGAGUUACGCCAGAGACGAUUUCAUCAGCUCAUCGCCAUCUAUCGCAAUUGACAGUGAUGAUGAUCUGGAGAUUAUCGAGCAGCCAAGGAGUAACCGCAAGCGACGGCGCCAAGAGACUGACGAUGACGAAGUAGACGAGGAUGAGGGGCCGAAAACACCUGGACGGCGUAAGCUCAAACGAUCGCGAAAAAUUUCCCAGCGCGAACAAGAGGAUCUGGACGAGGAUCUGGACUUUCUUGGCCCAAGCAGCGAUGUGGAAGCGCUGGAUCGACAACCUCGGUCGACACAAGAUAAGGCGAAGGAUGCUCGGAAGGCUGCUCUGGAGAAGCUUAAGCGGCAAAGAUCUGGACCACCGGAGACAAUUGUGGAAGACGACGAGCAAGAGGGCUCGGAGGAUGCAGAAGAAGGUCGGGAUGCAAAUCCAGACGAUGUCGAGGAAACGAUCAAACCCACGAGCAGCCGUCAAAUGUUCGCAGCAGAUGAGCACGACGACGACUUCCUAGAGUCAGAUGGCGAUGAAGAUGGGGCACUCGGCGUUCCAGACGGCGUUCCGAUCGAGUUCACGAAGUACGCCAGCAUGAAGCCUAAGGAGCUUUUCGUCUAUGCCGUAGAAUGGAUGGUUCAGCGCAAGAUUAACCCAGCCUUCAACAUGAAUGACGAACUGUACAACCUGACUUUCCGUAAACUCGACGACGAGGUCCAGGGUCUAGCUGGCUCGAAGUUCAGAUCCGCGGCCUGGACACCCAAGUUCACAAUGGCUCUCAAGAACCGCCCGGAGAUUGCAUACGAGUACAUCGAGGAUCCUAUGGAACGUCCCGAGCGGUGCGAUGCGUGUAAUCGCAGUAGUCACACUGCCACAUUUCGUGUGCAGUUUCAGGGCAAACCGUAUCACCCACACACUCUGGAGGAAGUCGGAAAUGCCGCUGAUGAUGACGAUGAUGACGAAGAUAAUGAAGACGACUCGGACUCUGCCCAAAACGACGACGACGAGACAGUAUACGACUACCAAGGAAGCGAAGUCGCCCCGGCAAACGAACUCUACUACAUCGGCCACUUCUGCAUGGCCAAUGCCGAAACCGCCCACAACCUCCAGCACUGGCGUUGUCACCUGAACGAACUCGCCAUCUUCUGGCUCGAGAAAGAAGGGUACCUAAGGCAGGAGGCGAUCGUGAAGCGAGAUAAGAAGUCCACGAAAAAGCGGAAGAAGGAGGCCAACAAGAUCACAGAUCGGAUGGAGAAGAAGGGGGAGAUUAGGCGGAUGUGGGAGAUGUAUCGGAAGGGAAUUGAUGAGGCGAGGAAUUCGAAGCAAGGGCGGUUCAGCGCUGGGACGGACUAG